UUUUGCGUCAGUGUGUGCGUUGCGUCAGUCGUGAACAGUCGUGAACGGUCGCGCUGUCUGUGGUCGCAUCUACGAGGUGUCAUCAUUCUGUUUGUGUCUGAAAAGUGAAGCCACAGUUUUGUGUUGAUCUUUGCCAUAACCAAGCAAUAAUUGUGUGUGUUUAUUACGAACUUUAUUCUAAUUACUGUGAUAACGUUGAAUCGAACUUGUGUUUCGUGAAUCACAAUGGCAGUAUCGAAAUCAACUAACACUUACAAUCGUCAGAAUUGGGAAGAUUCCGAUUUUCCCAUUUUGUGCCAGACCUGUCUUGGAGAUAACCCCUAUAUUCGAAUGACAAAAGAAAAAUAUGGCAAGGAGUGUAAGAUAUGUGCACGUCCCUUCACUGUAUUCCGCUGGUGCCCUGGAGCGAGGAUGCGUUUCAAGAAGACUGAAAUCUGCCAAACAUGCUCAAAACUGAAGAAUGUCUGUCAAACUUGUCUUCUAGACCUUGAGUAUGGGCUUCCAAUCCAAGUGCGAGAUGCAGCACUCAAAAUCCAAGAUGAUCUUCCACGGAAUGAAGUGAAUAAGGAGUAUUACAUCCAGAACUUAGAUAGUCAGAUGUCUAAGUUUGAUUCUACACAACCCAGCAACUCUGCUCUCAAGUCUAAGGGAGCAUCGGACUUGUUGUUGCGCUUAGCGAGGACUGCCCCAUACUACAAGAGAAACAGACCCCAUGUGUGUUCAUUCUGGGUGAAAGGAGAAUGCAGGAGAGGCGAAGAGUGCCCAUACAGACACGAGAAGCCAACAGAUCCUGAUGAUCCUCUUGCCGACCAAAAUAUCAAAGACAGAUACUACGGUGUGAAUGAUCCUGUAGCAGAGAAGCUAAUGCGUAGAGCAGCUGCCAUGCCAGCGUUGCCUCCGCCAGAAGACAGAACCGUCACUACCCUCUACAUUGGCAACUUACCUGAUAACAUCACUGAAGAGGAGCUCCGAGGACAUUUCUACCAAUAUGGAGAAAUUAGAUCACUGACCUUGGUGCCGAGGGCGCAAUGUGCGUUCGUCCAGUACACAACAAGAAGCGCUGCAGAGCAUGCUGCUGAGAAGACUUUCAACCGACUUGUUAUUGGAGGAAAACGCCUUACCAUCAAAUGGGGCAAAUCACAAGGACGGCAAGGCAUCAACGAUAAGAACGAGCCAGCACCAGUUUUGGAGCCUGUUCCUGGACUACCAGGGACUCUGCCACCACCGCCGGCGUUCCUACAUCCAUUCCCGCCACAGAUGCCACCUCCGCCGAAUCGUCCGAACGACUUCUUCAAUCUGCACCACUACGGCGGGCCGGCCGCUUGGGGUGGUUGGGCGGGUGGUGUUCCGCCACCAGCGCCGCCACCACCUGCACCUCUUCCGUUGCACUACCCUAGCCAGGAUCCCGCUCGGUUGGGCGCCCACGCUCACGCAAAUACACCCCAGACCUAGUGCAUCGCCGGGCGGUCGACGAGCCGGCACCCGAGCGGCUGACCGAAACCCGCCACGGCUUUCUUCGGGCCGAUCGACGAUUAUCGCUCCAAUGGCUCACCGUUGUCGGCGACGAUGGGAACGAAAGUCGCAUGUUGUGACACAUCUUUGGCACCGGAGGUAUCUCCAUAGUCAGACUCAACGCCGCAAAUUGUAAUCUAGUUUAGUUUGGCUUUGCCAUUCUUUAUUUUUUUGUUAGAUAUAAGUUUUAAUGAAUUUAAUAUUGUGUUCGAUGUUUGAUUUGUAUAUUGUAAAAUUAUGAACUAUGACUCCAAAAUAUUGUGGAUAAUAGUUACCAACAUUUUGUAACAGUACUUAUGUAUUAU
This is a messenger RNA of Ostrinia furnacalis (Asian corn borer), 1817 nucleotides long. RefSeq names its product pre-mRNA-splicing factor RBM22. The record is from RefSeq and is a predicted model, not a curated record. Gene Ontology annotation, cellular component: Prp19 complex; U2-type catalytic step 2 spliceosome; U2-type catalytic step 1 spliceosome. The coding region runs from base 226 to 1452 and encodes 408 amino acids. Gene Ontology annotation, molecular function: metal ion binding; U6 snRNA binding; pre-mRNA binding. NCBI's taxonomy places the organism in Eukaryota, Metazoa, Arthropoda, Insecta, Lepidoptera, Crambidae. The transcript has 7 exons.